This is a messenger RNA of Carcharodon carcharias (great white shark), 6123 nucleotides long. RefSeq names its product glucose-fructose oxidoreductase domain containing 1 (gene gfod1). NCBI's taxonomy places the organism in Eukaryota, Metazoa, Chordata, Chondrichthyes, Lamniformes, Lamnidae. The transcript is spliced from 3 exons. The coding region runs from base 372 to 1517 and encodes 381 amino acids. The record is from RefSeq and is a predicted model, not a curated record. Gene Ontology annotation, molecular function: nucleotide binding.
ACUUUCUUGGAUUUUUUUUGACACCCCUCCCCCCGUGAAACCGCUGCAGCAAUCAGCAGCUCGCAGGCCCGGCGAUCGGAUCUGGAGGGCGGUGCAGGAACAGCAGAAAGGUGGCAACCCUAUUAUCAGCGCUCAGUUCUGCACUCAGACCUACACACACACACACACACACACACACAGUGCUGGCAGGAAGUGUGUGCCGGAACCCAACUAACUUGUUGGCUUUCACCUACAAUUGGGAAAGGAGGAAUCAAACCCCAUAACCCUCUGAGGCAAGGACAUGGGAGAGGUGGCCGACGGCUAACUCUUAAGCCAGGCUGACCCAAAAAUGUUGCACUAGGUGGAGAGUCAGGAGCAUUUCUCAAGUCACCAUGCUGCCUGGCGUCGGUGUGUUUGGCACCAGUUUGACGACCAGGGUCAUCAUCCCUCUGCUCCAGAGCCAAGGCUUCCCAGUGAAAGCUCUGUGGGGGAGGACGCCUGAAGAAGCGGAGGAACUGGCGAAGGAGAUGGAUGUCCCUUUCUAUACUAACAGGAUCGAUGAUGUCUUGCUGCACCAGGAUGUCGAUCUGGUCUGCAUCAACCUGCCACCUCCGCUGACUCGCCAGAUCGCUGUCAAGACCCUAGGAAUUGGGAAAAAUGUCAUCUGUGACAGAGCUGCAACUCCUCUGGAUGCGUUUAGGAUGAUGUCAGCAGCACAUUAUUAUCCCAAACUCAUGAGUAUAAUGGGUAAUGUUCUCCGUUUCCUCCCUGCUUUUGUUAAGAUGAAGCAAAUGAUUCAAGAGGGGUAUGUGGGGGACUUAUUGAUCUGUGAGGUCCAGGUUCACAGUGGAAGUCUUUUGGGCAAGAAAUACAACUGGAGCUGUGAUGACCUGAUGGGGGGUGGAGGGCUACAUUCAGUUGGAAGCUACAUUAUUGACCUUUUGACUUUUCUGACCAGCCAAAAAGCUGCCAAAGUCCAUGGCUUCCUGAAAACUUUUGUGAAGCAGACAGAGCAUAUCAGAGGGAUCCGUCAGAUCACUAGUGAUGACUUCUGCACCUUUCAGAUGGUUUUAGAAGGUGGCGUGUGCUGUACUGUGACUUUGAAUUUCAAUGUCCCUGGGGAUUUUAAACAAGAAAUCAUUGUGGUGGGGUCCACUGGUCGAUUAAUGGUAAAUGGUAGCGACUUGUAUGGACAAAGAAAUAGUGCAUCUCAAAAGGAAUUGAUUUUAGAAGACUCAACACCUGCACAGAACUUUACAGAACUGGAGCACAUGACAGUGAACACAGAGGUCUACUAUUUUUAUAAAAGCCCUGAAGAAGGGUCAAAUGGACUCAAAACAUUAACUCUGUUUCUCUUUCCACAAAUGCUGUCAGACCUGCUAAGUUUUUCCAGCAUUUUAUGUUUUUAUUAUGAUUUAUUAUUUUUGGCUGACAAAAAAUCGAGUCAGUCACAAGUCACAGGUGUGAACCUUUGUACAUGGAUUUCUUGUGUGUGUUGCCAUUGUACAAAGCUCUGUACCAGGAGUGCUAAAUCAUAAAGCUUACCCCUCAAAGAUAAAUCUUUUUAAAAAUCAUAACAUUUUGCAGCCAGCCGGCUGCACAUCUGACUUAACAAUUCACUAUGCAAUACAUUUGUAAUCUAAAUUGCUUUCGCAGUGGAGUGACAGAAGUUUGUAGAUUUUCUGGUGCUUGACUAGGGAACAUUAUUGGUGAACAGUUGAGAGUAGGUUUCCAGGUUACCUUUUCAAAAGGUGCAUAUUAUGGGGGAACCCAGAGGAGGAAAGGAUACAGUGGGGAAUUAAAAAAUGAAAACUGCAUUUUGAAAAAAAAAGAUUUGUUAAAUGCUACAUGGUAUGUUAUAUAAUUCUGUACAAUAGUGUUGUCGUUAUGUUACUGAACUAGUAAUCCAAAGCCGGGCUAAUAAAUCAGAGAAUGAGUGCUCAAAUCCCACCUUGGCAGCUUGAAAAUUCAGAUUAAAACAAAAUCUAGAAAUAAAAAAAAUGCAAAAGUGUCCAGGAAGUUCUCUGAUUGUCAUAAAAACACAAUGGUUCACUAAUAUGUACAGAAGGGAAUCUGGCUGAUUGGUGGAGGACUGGAGUCACCUAUGUGAUUAACUCUUAACUGCCACUCAGUUGGGCUAUCAGAGGUUCAAGAAGAAUGGCCACCACCUUCUCAGGGGCAACCGGGUAUCGACACUAAAUGCCAACUUUUUCCACAUCCCAAGAAGAAUAAAAAGACCAUGCAUGCUGGUGCUGUUUUCCCCAUUAUAUGCUGCAUAAUUUCUUAAGCUGCAACACAAAUAUUAAGCCAGGCUGGGGUAUGUAAACAGAAGUUACAAAUAGGCAAGGCUCACUGGUGCGUAAGCUGUGUCAUAAACUGGCCAAAAGGUGAACGUCCCAUUCUUCAUUGACAUUUGCAUCUACGUUUCCCCAAGUGAUAAACUGUCAGUCUCAUUUGGGCUAUUAGGCAAACCACUGAGCAAUGGAGUCAAAAAUAAUCAGCAAGCAUGGGUUCUACUCAGGUCCAUACUCAAUACUUCUUGUACAUUCUGCAGCAAGUAAGGUUUUUUUUAUUCUUUCAUGAGAUGUGAACAUCACUGGCAAGGCCAGCAGUUGUUGCCCAUCCCUAAUUGAUUUUGAGAUAGUGAUGGUCAUAAGUCAUUUGACUAUCCCCUCUGCCAAAGUCCAGGGUGUAUCAAAAGAGGAUAAAAUAAUUCUCAAAGUUUAAAUCUGUAAUUAAAUUUAAAUUGUUAUGGGAUUGAAGAGCAAAACUUUUAAAAUCCAAUCCUUGUAACCCUUGUCAACAAAGGCUUUUAAUGCUAUCAUAAAAAGAACGCUAAUGAGAUAGUUUUCAUUACAGAAGAUAUUUUUCUUCCUUCUAAAGGACAUUUUAAAAAUCUUAUGUUUCAGAAAUUUACAGAAUGAGAUAUUUGGAACUGAAACAGUGCAAUUUAAUUUGAGUUUACAUGAUGGAGCUACUAGUAUGCUAGAAUAGUUUCAAUGUGUCUCCCUCCCCUCCACACAAUGCUGGGAAUGUGCAUUGUGGUAGCUUUCCACCAAGAUACAGUGAAGAAACCAUGUAACUCUCUCUCCAACCCCACCCCCUGCCAGCCCUCCUUCACUGUCUGGCACUGAGAAGGUGUUGCUGGCAAUCAUGAGGAAGCAUGUGUGAAUAGGUGCCAGGAAACAUUAGGCAGAGUGACACUGAAGAUUCCUCGAGUCCAAACACAGCAGUUCUAAGAUAGAAAAAGUGUUUUAUGCAACCUUGUUCCAGAGGAGGCAAAAAUAGCAGUAAAUGAAAUCCAUACGACUGCAGGGCAGGAGUCAGUAAAACAACCUAAUUUUAUUUUUUAAAAUAUACACUUUGAAAUGUUUUGAACACCUAACAGGAUCCCAGAAACAUUCUUUAUAUAAACAAAGAGGCCUAAAAUAGCAUCACAGGCAGAUCCUGUCAAUUUGUAAUGCUUAUUCUAGUCAAAAGUAACUUCUUGUUCCAUGGUGAAAAUAUUACUCUACAUCUUACAAACUGUGUGAAGUAAAUUUCAUGCUUGGGUUAAAGAUACACCUUGUUGAAAAAUAACAAGUAUAGAUUUUUUAGAUGCUGAUCCUAUCAUUUGGAAUUUCAGGUUUAUCUUUUAAAGGAUUGCUGUGUAGUUGCAGUGGAAAUCUCUAUAAUUCUUCUGCUUUGUUGGACCACAAAAAAUACAAAGGGCAUGAUCUUUUCCCAGAUGCUUUGAUGUUGUGAUAGCACAAAAAUCCAAAAAUGCCAUCUAUGUGAUUUCACCCGCCUUUCAGCACUGGUGCAUUUGGAAGGUACAAGUAGGAGUAAUUUUAAUAAGCUGUGCUCCCACCAUGGAGUUUCGCCCAUCAUGAGCAUGUAUCAAGAAGCCAGCAAAAAAAAAAUUAUGGGAAGGAGCCCCGAUGUUUGCUUCCAGUUAAGGGUAAAAAUUGCCCUAUCAUUCUGAAAUAAAUUAGAAAGAGCUAAAAUUACCUACUUUGGCCAGUCCGUACACGAAAGACACAUGCAAUCAAAAGCUAAAAAGCCAUAAAGUUGGUAAGUACCCUGUAAGAAUUUAUUUUCAUUUGGAUAGCAGUGUAGAACAUAAGAAUCCAUUACAGGAUGCAAAUCAGAUUAAGAAGUAGGCCCAACACUGGCAUCAUGGCAGAGGAAACCAGUUCUCCGUAGGAGAACAUAUUAUUGGUGGCUGGGAGCUAUCAAAAAAAGUUAAGAACAAUUUCUUUUGAAAUAUGGCAGUAUUUUUUACAUCAAAACUUUCAUUUGUGUAUGAUAAUGCAACUUUGUACAAUGAAUUGUUUGAGGAGGUAAACACAAAUAAUUGGGCUGAAAUUGCUGCCAAAAAGAUGUUAUAUCUCCAUGGGAUGUUAUAGAUGAGAAAGGCAAAGUUGUAAGUGAUUAGCAAAAGACCCAGAGGAGACAUGAGGAAAACUUUUUUGUGCAGUGAGUGCCUGGGAUUUGGAAUACACUGUCUGGUAAGAUGGUGGAUACAGAUUCAGAAGGAAAUUGUAUAAAUAAUUAAAGGAGAAAAAUCACAAGGAUCAUGGGGAAAUUGUAUAUGAUAAGCAAUACUUAAAGGUGUGCAAUAAUAUAAAGGACAUUAGUGUUGGGGUGACAGCAACACAGUAUUUCAUGCCACUCCUAUUUAAAUUUGGCUGGCUUUGACUCAGAGUGAGUAUAAAAGGACAAAUUUAUACUUGUUACCAGAAUUAUUAAUGCAAGUAAUGCAAAUGGAGCAGAACAAAGCCAACCCUUUUCCCUCCUUGCAUCUCACUUAUCCAAAUUAAUCCAAAAUACAUUUCAAAGACUUAGAUCUGGAUUCACUGAGAUAGGAUCAAAACAUAAGUCCCAACUGAGGCUGAAUCAUUUGUUUCUAAGACAAAAAUGUCAAUUUCCUAACAUAUGCAGCUACGUACUAUUUACAAUACACAAUCAUAUAAGAAAAACAAAAAAUAUUUGUAAAACAAGCAAUUUAUGAUAAAAGCAAUGGCUAGAUUAGGACAUUAAAUAAACUUGUUUUAGUUUUUUUAAAACAUCUUUUAGUUGGAUUGAAUGAGAAAUAAUAUGCUCACUCAGACUGCUGUCAGCAUUUGUACUUGAAAUUAAAUGUUGCUGAUAAGAUGUGAAUUAAUAAUUAUUACUAAUUAUUAAUAAUUAUUACUGUUCUUUUAAUGGUUUUUGAAAUGGUAGAUAUAUGUACAGAGGAGACUUGUCUGUCAAUUAUUUGUGUUAUUUAUGGUAAUGUAUUUUUAGCAUGAAUAUCUGUAUAUAUGCAGAAAAAUAUUUAUCAAGGUAAAAAUUCAAGUACUAUAAACUAUAUAAAGUUUAUAUUUUAUAUAAUAGAUAGGACAGGCAAAAACAUACUUGGUUUGUUAAAAUAAAUGUUCUUAUUUAAAAUAUGCACAAAACAAUUGGACCUUAAGAUCCUAGUACUGUGAAGAGGGUUAAAGAGGUUUACCGUAAGCUUACUGUGUAUGUUGGUCUCUGCUUGUUAGAUGUAGUUUGUGUUGUUUAUUUGGAAUAAUAAAUUGUGAUGCUUUUUUGUCUGAGCUUUCUCGUAUGUACAACUAGUAAUAUGCAAAUGACUCUGUGUGCACUGUCAUAUUCUGUUAUUGAUUUUACUUUUAUCCAACUGAGUUUAUUAGUUUUCUAAUGCUACAUGCCCUCAUUUGCAACUUAAGGAAUACGCACAUUGAAAGGGUUACCAGAAAUUGUGUUAUGUACUUCUGAAGAGGGUGCAAUAAUUGUAUUAAAACCUAAAUUUUACAAGUUGUUUGUAUCUUUAGGACAUUAAUUGCCUUAUGGAACAUAGUUACAGAUAAUUUCAAGUCUGAUAUGUAGCUAUAGACAAAUUCUAGUAAAAUGAGCACAAUUUCAUCGAUUGCCUAUCAAUAGUUCAUUAUACUGAAGUAGCUCAGAGAGUACCUGCGAUUCAAUAGGCUACAUGUAUACUAUGUAGAGGUGUACUUUUAAAAAGUAUUCCUAGUGGUGGAAUGUAUAAUACUCCUAUUUUUUGUAAUGACAGCAUGAAGCAUUACUCGGUCGUAUAUUGUGUGAUCAGUGACAAAGUUAGAACAAUACGUUCUCCUCUGAUAAUGAUAAAAAGAAUUAAAAGAAUCUUUAUUUCAA